Molecule: messenger RNA, 3476 nt
Organism: Rhinichthys klamathensis goyatoka
Lineage: Eukaryota; Metazoa; Chordata; Actinopteri; Cypriniformes; Leuciscidae
Gene: nnt2
Product: nicotinamide nucleotide transhydrogenase 2
Exons: 21
Coding region: 136-3345 (1069 amino acids)
Biological process (GO): proton transmembrane transport; NADPH regeneration
Cellular component (GO): mitochondrial inner membrane
Molecular function (GO): NAD binding; NADP binding
Source: RefSeq, a predicted model, not a curated record
GGUCUCGCGUGGCCGUCCGAGAGCGACAGGUUUUUUGAGUCUCUGCUGGAACAUGCGAGUCUGCGUCUGACGGAGUGUGUGUGUGUGUGUGUGCUGUUGAGACGGUGUGUUGUGUUCCUCAGAGACCCCGGAGACAUGUCGUGUGUGUUGCGCUGUGUGAACUUCUCCUCGCUGCGCCGGCCGGGGAGGAGAUUCUUCCAGACCUCCUCAGUUCUGUGUGAUCAACAGGCUGUUAAAGGUGUGCGGUAUAGAGACGUGCAGGUGGGAGUCCCUAAAGAGAUCUUCCAGCAGGAGCGGCGGGUGUCCGUGUCUCCCGCGGGUGUGGAUCUGCUGGUCAAGCAGGGCUUCAGGGUCCAUGUGGAGUCCGGCGCCGGACACGAGGCCAAGUUCUCUGACGAUCAGUAUCGGGCCGCCGGAGCGCAGAUCACCGACACCAGGGGGGCGUUCGAGUCAGAUCUGGUCCUGAAGGUUCGAGGCCCGGUGUUCAGCGAGGGCUUGCGUGUUCACGAGUGUGAUCUCCUGAAGCCCGGAUCGACCCUGGUGAGCUUCAUCUACCCGGCGCAGAACCAGGAUCUGAUGCGGCUCCUCGGCGGCCGGCGCUGUUCAGUGCUAGCGAUGGACCAGGUGCCGCGCGUCACCAUCGCUCAGGGCUACGACGCUCUCAGCUCUAUGGCCAACAUCGCAGGGUAUAAGGCGGUGGUUCUCGCAGCCAAUCACUUCGGUCGGUUCUUCACGGGUCAGAUCACAGCGGCGGGGAAAGUUCCUCCAGCGAAGGUGCUGGUCAUCGGUGGGGGUGUGGCGGGUCUCGCUGCGGCUGGAGCUGCUAAAGCAAUGGGCGCCAUCGUCAGAGGAUUCGACACCAGACCGGCAGCUCUGGAGCAGUUCAAGUCGUUCGGCGCGGAGCCGCUGGAAGUGAACAUUGCUGAGUCGGGCGAAGGGGUCGGAGGUUACGCUAAAGAAAUGUCCAAAGAGUUCCUGGAGGCCGAGAUGAGACUGUUCGCCAAACAGUGCAAAGAAGUCGACAUCGUCAUCACCACUGCUCUGAUACCUGGUAAAACGGCUCCAGUGCUGAUCAAGCGUGAGAUGGUGGAGAGCAUGAGGGACGGGUCGGUGGUGGUGGAUCUGGCGGCGGAGGCCGGAGGAAACAUCGAGACCAUUAAACCUGGACAGCUUUACGUCCAUCAGGGUGUGACGCACAUCGGCUUCACGGAUCUGCCCAGUCGGAUGCCCACACAGGCCAGCUCGCUUUACUCCAACAACAUCAUCAAACUCCUGAAGGCCAUCAGCCCCGAUAAAGAGUUCUUCCACUUCGAGCCGAAGGAGGAGUUCGAUUACGGCACGCUGGAUCAUGUGAUCAGAGGGACUAUGGUGAUGAAGGAAGGUCGGAAUCUGUUUCCCGCUCCGCUUCCCAAAACCAGCCCGCCGCCGCCUCCCGUGAAACACAAGAGCGUGGCGGAGCUGGAGGCCGAGAAGCGGGCCGUCGUCUCACCCUUCACUCGCACCAUGACAUCAGCCGGCGUCUACACAGCAGGUCUCUCGACCGUGUUGGCUUUGGGAGUCGCGUCCCCCAAUGCCGCCUUCACUCAGAUGGUGACGACCUUUGGCCUUGCAGGAAUUGUGGGAUAUCACACUGUGUGGGGCGUUACUCCCGCUCUGCACUCGCCACUCAUGUCAGUGACCAACGCCAUCUCAGGUCUGACAGCAGUGGGUGGGCUGGUUCUGAUGGGUGGAGGUUUGACUCCAUCGUCUCUGCCUGAGUCUCUGGCUCUCCUCGCUGCGUUUGUGUCCUCCAUCAACAUCGCAGGUGGUUUCCUGAUCACCCAGAGGAUGCUGGACAUGUUUAAGAGGUCGACGGAUCCUCCGGAGCACAACUAUCUGUACUCGCUGCCCGGACUGGUAUUUGUGGGCGGAUACGGUGCGACACUGACCGGCGGGUACAGCAUCGAGCAGAUGAUGUACCUGGGCUCGGGUCUGUGCUGUGUCGGAGCUCUCGCUGGUCUCUCCACGCAGCGCACCAGUCGUUUGGGGAACGCGCUGGGAAUGAUCGGGGUGGCAGGAGGAGUGGCAGCCACUCUCGGCGCUGCGAAUCCCUCACCCGAGCUCCUGGGGCAGAUGUCCAUUGCCAUGGCAACAGGUGGAACUCUGGGUCUGACCAUCGCCAAGCGCAUCGAGAUGUCAGAUCUGCCUCAGCUGGUCGCUGCGUUCCACAGUCUGGUGGGUCUGGCGGCAGUUCUGACGUGUGUGUCCGAGUUCAUGAUCGAGCAGCCGCACCUGGACGUGCACCCGGCGGCCGGCGUGCUGAAGAUCGUGGCGUAUCUCGGCACUUACAUCGGCGGAGUGACCUUCAGCGGCUCCCUGGUGGCCUACGGGAAACUACAGGGUCUGUUGGACUCGUCUCCUCUGAUGCUGCCGGGCCGGCACAUGUUGAACGCGGGUCUGAUGGCGGCGUCGGUGGGCGGGAUGAUUCCCUUCAUGCUGAGCGACAGCUUUAACACCGGCAUGGGCUGCUUACUGGGCGUCUCGGGCCUCUCCACUGUCAUGGGAGUGACGCUCACCGCAGCCAUCGGAGGAGCUGAUAUGCCGGUCGUGAUCACGGUGUUGAACAGUUACUCAGGAUGGGCUCUGUGUGCCGAGGGCUUCCUUCUGGAGAACAACCUGAUGACCAUCGUCGGCGCUCUGAUCGGCUCGUCCGGCGCAAUCCUGUCCUACAUCAUGUGUGUGGCCAUGAACCGCUCGCUGCCGAACGUGAUCCUCGGAGGAUACGGCACCACGUCCACCGCCGGCGGGAAACCCAUGGAGAUCGUCGGCACACACACCGAAGUCAACGUUGAGCAGACGAUCGAGAUGAUCAAAGAGGCCAACAGCAUCAUUAUAACACCUGGCUGGGGUUUGUGCGCGGCCAAGGCUCAGUAUCCCAUCGCUGACAUGGUGAAGAUGUUGAAGGAACAGGGCAAGACUGUGAGGUUUGGGAUUCACCCGGUGGCCGGACGGAUGCCCGGACAGCUCAAUGUGCUCUUGGCCGAGGCCGGCGUCCCGUACGACGUGGUUCUAGAGAUGGACGAGAUCAACGAUGAUUUCCCAGAAACUGACCUGGCGCUCGUGAUCGGAGCCAAUGACACCGUCAACUCCGCAGCGCAAGAAGAUCCGAACUCUAUAAUCGCUGGGAUGCCGGUGCUGGAAGUGUGGAAGUCAAAGCAGGUGAUCGUGAUGAAGCGCACUUUGGGUGUGGGAUACGCUGCGGUCGAUAACCCCAUUUUCUACAAGCCCAACACCUCCAUGCUCCUGGGAGACGCCAAGAAGACCUGCGACAGUUUACAGGCCAAAAUAAGAGACGCCUUUUACUAACGAGAGUGCAAGAAAUCAUUUAUUGUCAAACACACAUUAAAGUGCCUUAGAAAUCCAAUCAGUGAAUGUUUCAGCAUUCUGGGAAUAUGCAUGCGGCCUUUGACUUGUAAAUAAAAAAUACUUAAAUCUCA